Penicillium argentinense is the source of this 999-nucleotide messenger RNA. Its product is annotated as glycoside hydrolase family 43 protein. Bases 1 to 999 code for a protein of 332 amino acids. The transcript has 2 exons. Gene Ontology annotation, biological process: carbohydrate metabolic process. The record is from RefSeq and is a predicted model, not a curated record. NCBI's taxonomy places the organism in Eukaryota, Fungi, Ascomycota, Eurotiomycetes, Eurotiales, Aspergillaceae. Gene Ontology annotation, molecular function: hydrolase activity, hydrolyzing O-glycosyl compounds.
AUGCGUUUCCUCACAUCCCGUUCCACAUUAGUGGCCCUUGUCCUGCCAUUCAUCCCGGCAGUCUUGGGAUCUCCUUAUAAGCGCAGUGGCUCUUAUCUUGCUUUGGACACGGAUUUUCCUGAUCCUGGCUUCAUUGGUACGCUCGAUGGGAAAUGGUACGCUUUUGGUACCCAAGGAAAUGGCAAGCGCGUUCAGAUCGCAGAGUCGAAUGACUUUACCACUUGGUCCCUUCUCGAUACGGAAGGGCUUCCAACUGUUGGAGCCUGGGAGGAGGAUGCCCUGCACUAUGCACCGGAUGUAAUUCAGCGAGGUGACGGCAAGUAUGUGAUGUACUAUUGUGCCAACUCGAAGCAAGUCGGACCAAACAAGGACGACCACCACUGCGUCGGAACUGCUCUCGCCGACCACCCGGCAGGACCUUACGUCCCAAAUGACAAGGCUCUCGUCUGUGACCUUGACAAAGGCGGAGCCAUCGACGCUGCUGGAUUUCGCGACAAAGACGGAACCAACUACGUCCUCUACAAGGUCAACGGUAACAGCAUCGGCCAUGGCGGCGACUGCAACAACGGCGUCGACCCUCUUGUCCCAACCCCAAUCAUGCUGCAGAAGCUUGCAGACGACGCCGUGACUCCUGUCGGUGACCCUGUUCAAGUACUGGACCGGAACACUGCGGACGGUGAUGGCCCUCUGGUUGAGGCUCCUAGUCUGGUUUUGGCUGAUGACACCUACUACCUUUUCUACUCGACCCAUUGCUACAACGAGAAAACUUAUGAUACCCGCUAUGCUACUGCCUCUAGCAUUACCGGUCCCUACACCAAGAACAAUGAGGGGUUUUUGAAGACUGGCGACAGCCCGAAUCUGAUUGCUCCUGGCGGUGCGACUGUUUGCGGAUGUGGUGACCGCAUGCUCUUCCACGGUUGGUGUGAUAAGAGCAUGAAGCAGCGCUGUAUGUAUGGCGCCAGUGUCAGCCUGAAGGGAGGCAAGGCGGCUAUUGUUUGA